UCGGUGCUGGAAACAGAUGUCAGCUGUGUCAGUGCAAGAACAAGGGGGCUCCGUGUGUCUGUAGCAGUAUCAGCUCUCAUUGUAACCUUGUGUGCAGGCAGAGCUGCAAGAGGCACCUUGCUCUCAAUACUUAAAGCAGCAAUGGCACUUACCAAUGAUUGUGCCUCCCAGUGACCUAUGGUGAACAAGAAGUGUGGUGAUGUUAGGUAUUCUGUAACAAAACAUCAGCUUCUAUAAUAAUGAGUGCCCCGGCUGCUACACGGGUUUUUAUUUUGUCACUCACUGCCAUCCCUGUCACUUAUCUCUUCAACUCUUUUUCUACUGCUCAUAGUCCCUGGCCGGUCACAGUGAUUGGUGCUUCAAUUCUUGCGUUCAUCGCUGGAUUAUCACGCUUGUUGGUCAUUCAAAAACCACCAAAAGACCCCUUAUUCUAUGUGUACGCAGUGUUUUCAUUUACCAGUGUGAUCGGUCUUAUCAUAGGACUCGAACAGGAUGGGAUCAUUGAUGGAUUCAUGACCUUGUAUCUAAAGGAGAGCGAGCCUUACCUUAACACAGCUUACGGUCACAUGAUCUGUUACUGGGAUGGGACGGCGCAUUACCUCAUGUAUCUCCUUAUGGUGGCAGCUAUCGCAUGGGAUCAGAACUACAGAAACAUUGGUCUUUAUUGGGUCGGCUCAAUCGUAAUGAGCAUCAUUGUAUUUAUUCCUGGAAACCUAAUUGGCAAAUAUGGAACAAGAAUAUGUCCUGCUUUUUUAUUAAAUAUACCAUACAUAUGUCUCCCCUUGUGGGCUGGACUGAGGAUCUACCAACAGCCAGCAGCCAGCUACAGUUCAUCUGUCAAGGUUUUACAAGACAUUCAGCAAAAAAACAUAUUAAGAAGACCAUUUGAUUUGCUGUUGGCUGUGUGUCUUAUUCUGUCAACUGCAUUUUGUAUGUUCAGAGGCAUGAUUGCCUUAGACUGUCCUACUGAAUUUUGUCGCUAUUAUAUUCAGCUUCAGGAACCAUAUAUCAAGGAUCCUGCUGCUUACCCAAAACUACAGAUGCUGGUGUAUAUGUUUUACACUGUCCCCUACAACCUUUUCACUCUUUAUGGGCUCUUGGUUCCUGGAUGUACAUGGAUGCCGGACUUAACCCUAAUUCAUGCUGGUGGAAUAGCACAGGCUCAGUUUUCACACAUUGGCGCCUCCCUUCACGCUCGGACGCCGUAUAUCUACAGAGUUCCAGACAAGGCAAAACUGGUGUUUUUAUUUGUUAAUUUGCUCUAUGGAAUCGUUCACCAGCUUUUGGCCCAUAGAUGUGUAAAUAAUCCUGAGUUCUUUAUGAAGGCGCGAUCAGAAACUAAAACAGACUGAAUCUCUCUUGUUGUGCAUCUGGUGGGCAUUGGACACAGUAAGCAGGGAACAAUAUUUAAGGUCACCUGUUACCUGUUGUGUGAAGAAAUGAAUUGGUAGAUGUGUCACAAAUUAAAUGUUAGACAUGCUACAUAUUUUCAGUUGUUUUAUAAUUGUACAAAGUUUUGAAUUUAAAGAAUUCCAAAUCUUUUUAUGCUAUAGUAUUUUUGUAAUCUUAAGGACUAAUGUAUUAUAAGCAUCUGAUACCUUUUGAUUCUUUAUGUCAAUUUUAAGGUGGUGUUAAUACUUGAACAUCUGCAACUGUUUUCUUGUCGUUAAAUGCAAAGUUUAUUUAGUUACUGUUGAUUUAUUUUAUUAUAUAACUGAUAAAAUACAGUGUAAAUAGGACAAGACCUAAGUGUUGUGCUACUUGUAAUAUUUCAGUUCUUGUGUCUUGUCCAGCACUGAACAGGAACAUAUUGCACCGGGGGUAAGGACUACAUUUAAUGUAGGGGUUAAAGAAAAUAUUGUGCUUGUCUUCAGUAUAUAACAAUAUCUGAACAUCAAAAAGUUUUAUCAGUGGGUUUUUACAGUGAUCACAAUCCUAAAAUGCUUCUUUUGAUAACAGCCCUUAAGCACGAAACUAACAUAAAAUUAAUAUUUGUCUAGUUAAAGGGACAGUCAUCUUGAUUAUUUUCUUGUUUAAAAAGAUAGAUAACACUGUUACUACCCAUUCCCUAGCUUUGCAUAACCAACAUUCUUAUAUUAAUAUACUUUAUAACCUCUAAGACUGCCUGCUGACCACUCCCUAUCUCAAUGUUUUGUUUUUACAAUCUUGCACAACAGCUAGAUAGUGCUAGUUCGUGUGUGCUAAAUAGAUAACAUUGUACUCACUCCCAUGGGGAGAAAUGGUUUCAAAAGAACCAGCACUGGUUGGCUAAAAUGCAAGAUUGUAAAAAGCAGAAAAAAAUGAGAUAAGGGGGCAGUCUGCAGAGGCUUAGAUACAUAAAGGUAAAAAGUAUAUUAAUAUAACUGUGUUGGUUAUGCAAAACUGGGAAAUGGGUAAUAAAGGGAUUAUCUAUCUUUUUAAACAAUAACAUAAGGGACAGUCUAGUCAAACUAAACUUUCAUGAUUCAGAUAGGGCAUGCAAUUUUAAACAACUUUCCAAUUUACUUUUAUCAUCAAAUUUGCUUUGUUCCCUUGGUGGUAUUUUUUAAAAGCUAAACCUAGGAAGGCUCAAACUGAUUUCUAAACCGUUGAAAACCGCCUCUUAGCUCAGAGCAUUUUGAAAGUUUUUCACAGUUAGACAGUACUAGUUCAUGUGUGUCAUAUAGAUAACAUUGUGCUCACUCCCGUGAAGUUAUUUAGGAGUCUGCACUGUUUGGCUAAACUGCAUGUCUGUCAAAAGCACUGAGAUAGAGGGCAGUCUGCAGAGGCUUAGAUACAAGGUAAUCACAGAGGUAAAACAUAAAUUAAUAUAACUGUGUUGGUUAUGCAAAACUGGUGAAUGGGUAAUAAAGGGAUUAUCUAUCUUUUUAAAUAAUAAAAAUUCUGGUGUAGACUGUCCCUUUAAAUAGACUUUCCCUUUAUUCUUACAAUAUUGUUAUAAAAACAUAAAAUGGACGUGAUUAAAGAAAAAAAAAAUGUCAAUAUUGGGGGGGGGGGGGUAAAAUUUCACCAGUGAUGUGUGGUAAGAUCAGUGGCUUUUACCUUUCCAUAUAGCAAAGCAAAAAAGUUUGCCUGUUGUUGAAAGCAAAUAAAUGAAAUUUAUCAGGGUCUAAAACAAUUGCUGGACAAGAAAUAUACUCUCUAUGCAGUUUGCAAGGAUCGGCAGUGCAGAAACAUUAUUACUUGAGUGAGGGAUGAAACUGCCAAAGAACAAUUAUGAUUAGAAUGUAGGUGGUACACGUGAAAUAAUAUAUAACUUGUGGGACAGUGUUUGCAACAGAUAUUGCAGUGUGUGUGACUAUAGUUUGUAGAUUAGAAGAGCUUAUGAUAUAACUUAUAAGUCAGUGUUGCAAAAAAUGUGACUGUGAUACAUAUAUAUAAAAGAAAGUAAGUGGAUAUCCUUAUUGGAUAUGUGUAUACAUUAAUAAUAUUCCCUAUGUGAUACACUGCUUAGGUUGUGUUAAAAGAAUACAGUAAAAGCAUAGAAGGGAAUAACUUAAGGUACAGUGGAAUUUGACAUCUAAAUAAUAAAGUGAAAUAAAACAAAUAUAAAAAGUGACUAGACUUUAAUACCAAGGUGUGGGUGUAACCUACACAGAACUUUAAUACCAACGUGUGGGUGUAACCUACACAGAACUUUAAUACCAAGGUGUGGGUGUAACCUACACAAAAAGCGGAAAACAAACUUGCAAAUCAAGAAAAAAUAUAUAUUUAAUAAGCUAAAAGAAAAUGUUUUUAGUGAAUUAUAUUGAUUUAAAACCGAUCUAAUAGCGCUUAGUUUUUCAGGGUACAAGUACAAUGAAACAGAUUUUUAAUAGAUGUGCCUUAUUAUUACAAAAUGUAAAUACAAUUUGCACAAUUUGACUGAUACGGAAACGACUGAAAUACCUUUAGAUAAGCAAUGAUUGGCCAAUCUUAAAGAGUUAUGAUUAGUAUGCGAAUCCUCAAAAAAUACAAUGUAAAAAACUAAAAUAUGUAAUAAAAGUCCUAUUGAUAGGUAUUCAAAUACAAAAAAAAAAAAAAAAAGAGUAGCAUAAAGUCCCUAGGCUGGUAGAAAAAAUAAAGGAGGCUGGUAGAAAAAAUAAUAAUAAAGUCCGGUAGGAAAAAUAAAUAAAGGUAAAAUCCAGCAUAUUUCUAGGUGUGAGGAUCCGAGAAAAGAUAGGUGGUAGUUGGAACCUGUAAAGAAAGGGAAAAAAAAAAUACUGCACAAAAGAGAUCAAAAAACAAGUUCUGAGGUUAGAAAUGUGCUCACCGUAUUAAACAGUUACUCUGGCUGGUAUGUCAAUUAGCAAUGGAUGUCUACGCGUUUCAGCCUACAGCGAGGCCUUUAUCAAGACUAUACCAGCUUUAGUUGAAUGGAAAAUAUUUAAAUGCUUGUGUGACCUAUCACAGGUAAGGGGCGUGUUGUAGUGACGUAACGUCUUAUAUAUGGUUACCUAUAUGUAGGUGUGUAGUUGAAGUUCAUUCUGUCAUUUUGAAAUUGGGUAUUUGCGUAGUCAGCUUAAUGUGAUCGUGCUAGCAUCAGAAACAAAAAAAUGUUUCAAAUGAGUGCCCAUAUGCUUUUCCGCUUUAAUAAUUCAGAAAAGCUAAAGAGAUGUUAUUUAUAUAUGAGUAAAGGGAGAAAAAGACAAACAUUAUCGAUAUCAGUAGCAAGAAAAUGAAUGACAUAAGCACAGUUAGUAUUAGGAGUUUUGCUCCGUUUAUGAAAAUAUAUAAUGAAUAGUUUCUUACGGAGUAUGGCAAGUGGUUGCGGAGGACAAUGACUUUCGUACAUGAAUUGGGGGGGAGGGGUUUCAACUGGCGCUUAUUCAGUAAUCAAUACAUAUGAAUAAGGAGAUGGACUUAUCGUUAUGAUUAAUAGUGAUGGUAUCAUUGGUCAAAAGCAAUUAGUCAUGUUGCCACUAUGAAAGAGACGUAACCUGCAUCUGGCAAAUGAGUUUUGUUAGAUACAUUUAGGAGGUAAGAGCAAUUAUUCCUGCACGAGAUAAAACACAAGUAUAAAGGUUUAUGUCAUAUAAAAAUAAUUAUAUAAAGAAUUAUAUAGAAAUCCCACAUAGGAAUAUUGCAAACACAACGUAUACAUAGUGAACACAUUUUGUGUUAGAAACAUAUGGUAGAAGCAACCAAUUAAAUACAUUAAAGGUGUGUUAUAUUUAAAAUAGACAGUAGGAUAUAUAAAAAUUACAUUAUAAAAACACAAUAUAGAAUCACAAUAUAAAAGCACAAUAUAAAAGCAAUAUAGAAACAGCCCGAGUCGGUGAGACACAUUAAUAAAUAAAAAAGGUUAUUUAUUAAAAUAUAUAUAGAAAUAUUGAAAAAUAACAUUAGGAUGGAUGAAUCUAUUCCGUAUAAAAUACAGAGAAUUCUAUAAAGAUACAGGAAAUUUUAUGAAAGUACAGAAACAUCAGAAACAUCCAAAGAUGGAAGUUAAAAAAACAUCUUAGGCCAUCAGUAUUACUAUGUGAAGAUAGUGUGGCUAAAAUAACAUUAGUACACUUAUAUUUUAUAUGAUAUAGAUGUAGUAUAUGCGUAGAUGGAAUACAGUGGUACUACUGGGGGUGUAGAUUUCAAAUAUCAUAUUUGAGUGUAUUUUUCUGAUCUGUUUAUGUAGAUUACACCUGUAAACUUCGAAAUGGCUGAGGGACAUACAAAAAUACCCUAGAGCAAAGACAGGUAGAGGCUCAAACAUAUUGACAUAAGACUUUAUGGUUCUAGGGGGAACUACAAUAGAUGUGCAAUUUCAAACUCCGCAUUCAAGCCUUUUGGAUGGAUACUGUCAAGUUCAAAAAUCAAUUUAUAUUUAGUGUGGAGGAGCUUUUUUUCAAAGUUACCUCCUCUCCAAUCUUUCUGUAGUUUUUGUAGCCCCAUAAAUUUUAGGGUUUUGGUAUCUCCUUUAUGUACCUCUUUAAAAUGUUUAUAUAGAGGUACAUCAUCUGCAUUCCUUCUAUUUUUAGGAGGUGUUCCCUGAUACGGUCUUUGAGAAAUCUGCUUGUCUGACAUACAUAUUGGAGCCCACAGGGACAUUCCAAUAGAUAUAUUACUCCUUUGUCUUUACAACGAAUCAUUUGGUUAACUUUAAACUUUUCUUUGGUAAUAAAUUAUUCAAAGAAGUCCUUCUUUCGGCCAUGUUUGCAUGCCUUGCACUUAUGGCAUGGGAAAAAACCUUUGAGUGUACAGUAGGGGCCAAAAUAGUUUCAAGAUUUUUUGUUUUUUUGUUUAUGAAAUGCGGUUUAUUGCUCAGCUUUUCUCCUAUGAUAUUGUCUUCUUUAAGGAUGUUCCAGUGCCUCUUUAUAAUUCGUUCAAUCUUAUGUUUGUCUUGACUAUACUCUGUGAUGAAUGGAACAUCUAUAUAUGGUUGAGUACCAGACGUAUCUUUAGCUUUAUUGUUGAGUAAAGUACUUCCAUCAAUCUUAUCGACUUCUUCAAUGGCAUUAUUAACCACAUCUGUGCUGUAGCCUCUUUCUUUAAACCGAUCCACAAGUAUUUUGGAUUGAAGAUGCCAUUCACCUGGUUGGAAACAAUUUUUCUUAACCCUCAUGAGUUUUCCUUUUGGAAAAUUACUAAUCCAAUUCUUAUGAUGGCAGCUUUUUUGAUGGAUGUAAUUACUACAGUCCACUGGUUUGAAAAAUGUGGAGGUGUUAAUUACUCCUUCAUGGGAAUCUAUUUUUAGAUCCAAAAAAUUAAUCUGAUGGUGUGAGUAAUGGUAAGUGAAUUUCAAAUUUACCAUGUUAUUAUUCAUCACAUCUAAAGUGUGGUUAAGAUCUUCUAGACUCCCUUUCCAUACCAUCAAGAUGUCAUCAAUGUGUCUGCGAUAGAGGACCAAGUCCGCACUCGCUGGGCAGGAAUCCCAAAAUAUGGAUUCCCACCUUCCCAUGUAUAAGCUAGCAUAGCUUGGUGUGAACUUGUUCCCCAUCGCUGUACCACAUUUUUUAUUAUAAAACCUGCCAUUGUAGUGGAAGUAGUUAUGGGUUAGUAUGUAAUUAAUUCCAUUAAGGAUAAACUCUUUCUGUAGUGUGGGCAUACUGUGAUCUUUAUCUAAGAAAUAUUCAACUGCUUUAAGCCCCUCGUCAUGGGGGAUGCAAGUGUAUAGGGAUGUUACAUCACACGUUGCCCAAAUAUAUUCCUUUUUCCAUGUUAUUUUGUUCAAAGUGUUUAAUACUUCAGUGGAAUCUCUAAGGGAAGAUGGUAGAGUUUUCACAAAAGGUUGCAGAUGUUUAUCUAUAUAGGCUGACAGAUUGCUCGUCAAGGAUCCAAUACCUGAAAUUAUUGGUUUUCCGGGUGGGUUUUUUAAAUCUUUGUGGAUUUUCGGUAGCUGAUAGUAAACGGGUAUUUUUGGAAAAUUGAUAUUGAGAUAUUGGAAUUCUUUGGAAUUUAGAAUCCCUUCUUCUUUAGCUUCCAAUAGUAGUCUGUCCAAAUCCUUUUUAUAUGUGGUAGUUGGAUCACCUUCCAGGACCUCAUAGGUAGUGUUGUCUGGUAGGAUCCUUAGUGAUUCUCUUGUGUAGUCUUCUUUGUUCAGGACUACUAGCCUUCCACCUUUGUCAGCUGGAUUGAUUAUUAUAUCCUGGUUGGAUUCCAAACUCCUGAUGGUGUCCAAUUGUUUGUUUGUAAGGUUGUAUUUACAGUUGCUCUUUCUUCUUAGCUUUUUGAUGUCGUUGCAUACGUCUUUUUCAAAAGCAUCUAUGGAUGUGCCCUUGCUCGUUAAGGGGUAAAAUGUAGUUUUUGGACAUAAUUGAGUAUGUAUAUAGGUAUCAUUACUUUGUAUUGGUGGAUUGUGGGGAAAAUUCCCCAAAGGAGAUUUAAGAAAAAACCUUUUUAGCGUUAGCUUUCUCAUCAGAUCUUUGACACUCAGGUAUGUCUGAGGUGCUUCACAAUUUGAUAAGUUAAAGGGACAGUCAACAAUAGAAUUUUUGUUUUAAAAGAUAGAUAAUCCCUUUAUUACCCAUUCCCCAGUUUUGCACAGCCAACAUGGUUAUAUUAAUAAACUUUUUACCUCUGUGAUUACCUUGUAUCUAAGCAUCUUCUGACAACCCCCUGAUCACAUGACUAUUAUCUAUUGAAUUGCAUUUUAGCCAAUUAGUGCUGUGUUGAGCUGACUCUUAAAUAACUCCCCUGGUGUAAACACAAUGCUAUCUAUAUGGCCCACAUGAACUAGCAGUCUCCUGUUGUGAAAAACAAAUUAAAAACAUAAAUUAUGCAUACCUGAUAAUUUAAUUUCCAUCUGUAUGGGAAGAGUCCACAGCUGCAUUCCUUACUUGUGAGAAAAACUUAACCUGGCCACCAGGAGGAGGCAAAGACACCCCAGCCAAAGGCUUAAAUACCUCCCCCACUUCCUCAUAACCCCAGUCAUUCUGCCAAGGGAACAAGGAACAUUAGGAGAAAUAUCGGGGUGAAAAAGGUGCCAGAAGAAAAAUUUUCAAAUUUAGGGCCGCCCAUCGGAGAACACGUGCGGGAGCUGUGGACUCUUCCCAUACAGAUGGAAAUUAAAUAAUCAGGUAAGCAUAAUUUAUGUUUUCCAUCUUAAUAUGGGAAGAGUCCACAGCUUCAUUCCUUACUUGUGGGAAACAUAUACCCAAGCUCUAGAGUACACGGAAUGCUAACGGGAGGGAAAAAAGAGAGGCGGACCCUAAUCUGAGGGCACCACAGCCUGCAAAUCCUUUCUCCCGAAGGCUGCUUCAGCAGAAGCAAAAAACAUCAAACUUGUAACAUUUUGGAAAAAGUAUGUAAGGAGAACCAGAUAGCUGCCUUACAAAUCUGAUCCACAGAGGCCUCAUUUUUGAAGACCCAAGAGGGAACCACUGCUCUCAUAGAAUGAGCAGUAAUCUUCAGAGGAGGCUUAUGUCCCGCUGUUUCUAUGCUAAACGGUUGGGACUCCUCGGACAAAAAGAUAAGGAAGUCGAAGAGGCCCUUUGACCUCUACCCUUCCCGGAAAAGAGAACGAACAAAGAAAGAGGUGUGAUUAGAGUGGGAAUUGAUGUCACCAGAUUGAGGGAGGGGCUUAGGUCAGUUUGUCUGUGUCUUAGUUAGUGAGAUCAAUGCUACCAGAUGUAUGUUCCCAUGCUCUACAAUAAAAUAGAGUUGUACCAUC
This is a messenger RNA of Bombina bombina (fire-bellied toad), 9085 nucleotides long. It is a transcript of the gene TM6SF1, whose product is annotated as transmembrane 6 superfamily member 1. The record is from RefSeq and is a predicted model, not a curated record. The transcript is spliced from 10 exons. Gene Ontology annotation, cellular component: lysosomal membrane. Lineage: Eukaryota; Metazoa; Chordata; Amphibia; Anura; Bombinatoridae. The coding region runs from base 240 to 1352 and encodes 370 amino acids.